ACUGACUACUCUCAGCUGGAGAGUUACUUCUCAGAAAGACACUAGGGCUAUUUAUUGCUAAGCGCUGGCCAUUGAUGAUGUGAAAAUAAUUUAGCCAGAUAUAGAGAUUCCGUGGAAUUGCUGCUUCUGCAACAAGAGAUUAUAGCUGGGCUAUAACCCUAACACACAGGAGAUUGAGGGGGGAGGACCAAGAGUACGAAGACUGUUGGGCUUUGUGAGGCUCUUUCUCAAAAGAUUGAUUUGAGGAUCUAGGUCCUGCUUGAACUGUAUCAGUGGAGAAAUCAGACUGUUGACUGGACAUGGCAGUUCCUCUUCCUGUGAGGCCGCUGAAAUGUGAUAAGGGGGAGAAGGCGCGGUAGAAGUCAUUCUCCCUGUGUGUCGUCCCAUCUGGCUUUGUCACCAGCCUCCUACAAGGUUGCAGCCACAGGGGGAGACGCCAUGACUGGGACACUGUCAGCAUUCCUCUGCUUUGGACUGACUCUGGGCCUCAGGAACUCAGUGCUCACAUGGAGACUCCCAAAGCCUUUGAUCCGGGCUGAGCCAGGAUCUGUGGUUACCAAUGGAUCCAGAGUGACCAUCUUAUGUGAGGGGACCUCAGGUGCUCAGAGUUACUACCUUUACCAAGAUGGAAAACCAGGUUCCUGGUACAGAAUGACUUUGAUGAAGCCUGGAAACAUGGCCAAGUUCCUCAUCCCUUUUACUGAAAGGUCCCACGCUGGGCGUUAUCUGUGUUUAUAUCACAAGCUUCAUGGUUUGUCAGAGAAGAGUGAUACUCUGGAGUUGGUGGUGACAGGGUACUACACAAAGCCCAUACUAUCAGCCCUGACAAGCCUUGUGGUUACUUCAGGAGAGAACAUGACCUUCCAGUGUGUCUCCUGGGAGAGAUAUAACAGCUUUAUUCUGACAAAGGAAGAUGAGAAGUUCUCCAGGCCCCAGGACUCACAGUAUAUAAACUCUACCGGGCAUUCCCAGGCUCUUUUCCAUAUAGGCUCUGUGACGGUCAGUCAUAGAGGAAUGUUUCGAUGUUAUGGAUACAAAAAUAGUACCUAUAUGUGGUCUGAACCCAGCGACCCCCUGGAAAUACACAUUGCAGGACAACUUAAGGUGGCACCUACCCUCUUAGUGCACCCAGGCUCCAUAGUGUCCUCUGGAGAGAAUGUGAUCCUGCUGUGUCAAUCAUGGCGACAAAUGGACACCUUCCUUCUGUCUAAAGAGGGGACUGCCCAUCCACCCCUGUGUUUAAGAUCAGUGUUGCAAACUGGGCUGUACCAGGCAAAAUUCUCCUUGACGAAUGUGACCUUUGCUUAUGGGGGCACCUACAAGUGCUACAGUUCUGAAGACUCAUCCCCCUACAUGUUGUCACAACCCAGUAACCCCGUGGAGCUUGUGGUCUCAGAAUUCUCUGGAGACCCCAACUCCUCACUCCAAGAGCCCAUCCCAACAUAUGGAGUUGAAAGGCACCUGAAUGUUCUCUUUGUGAUAGCUGUGACUUUACUUCUGUUGCUUUUUCUUCUCACCCUCCUCCUUCUCCAAUGUAAGCAUCAAGAUAAACGGAGGAAAAAAGCCCAGAGAGAGACCAUUAGAUUACAACUUCUUACAGAAUCUGCGAAGCCAGUGACUAGGGACAGAGGUACUCAGAAGAGUUCGAUUUCAGCUGCUGCCAUCCAUGAAGAAAACCUGUGCAAGAGCAAGACAAUCCUGGAGAGAGAGAUGUCCAAGGUCUCAGUUCACAGGGCUACUGGAGAGGUUCUGGGGUCCAAACUCUGAGGAACCAAACCCUCACUGUGGACCCAGGGCUUUUCUACCCAUCUUAUGCUUCACACACAGCCUGAGGAUGAUGGGGAUCUUGACCAAUGGAUGAAGUCCCUGUCUCCAUCUGUAGUUAGAAGACUUGGAGCCCAAGUUAGCCUAGAGGACCUUUUAUUGUUCUCUCUCUCUUGUGAUUUAGCAACAUCCAGAGAUGACUCUUCCCUUCUGCAAGCACCUGACAACUGGGUGCUCUGGUCUCGCUCUCCAGGUUUUCCCAGGACCACAUUUCUCCUCCUUUCUUUCCCUUUCUGGCUUCUUGGCAUCUGUCUGUUUGUUACCAUGCUCCUGGGGAUCUCAGAAGGUCACACGAAUAAAUGAGGCCAGAUGCUCCCAAUACCUCUGUUCACUCACUCACCCAGCUGUCACAGGAAACACCAUCUAGACCAGGCUCUCUUCAGGAGUCACAGUUAGAGCAAAGAGCAAACUCACUAGCUAUGAAGAGACAACAUGGUAAUAAAUGCACAAUGUAUGUAGUACAAAGCAGAGCAAGGGGAAGAGUACUUAUGGCAAUGAACACCCUGUGAACCAUGAGGCGUGACUGAAAUGUGCCAUCUGAGGGGAAGAGGGACUGUAAAGGUCCACAGAGACAUCUAAAAGACCUGGACCUGCAGCAGGAAGACAGGGUGAGUGAUUGGAGGCAAGACAGCAAGGUUAAGAACAUCAGGAUUAAAGGUCCCAUGGUAGGGGUUCCCAAGACCCAACAGGAAAAACAGGAAGCAGCCUGUAAGCUGGUCAGUGUGUUGACUGUAGGUGCAACCAUACCCCUUCUCUUCUGCGACCGCCUUUCCUGCCUCUUCCUCCCCAUUCCAGCUUUAAACCCCACUCCCUAGGAAAUAGCCAACCAGAAUGUAGUUCACUGUGUAUGGAGACAAAGAAGAUGAAGAUGUGUAAAAGUUCUGUUCUAUAUACUUGACUCCCUGGCUCUGAGGACCAAUCCCACAGAGAGUGUGCUAGAACAUAAUAAAGGGUACUUCAUGCAAAA
Molecule: messenger RNA, 2791 nt
Organism: Mesocricetus auratus (golden hamster)
Lineage: Eukaryota; Metazoa; Chordata; Mammalia; Rodentia; Cricetidae
Product: leukocyte immunoglobulin-like receptor subfamily B member 3A
Exons: 9
Coding region: 439-1767 (442 amino acids)
Biological process (GO): cytokine-mediated signaling pathway
Molecular function (GO): inhibitory MHC class I receptor activity
Source: RefSeq, a predicted model, not a curated record